Messenger RNA from Harmonia axyridis, 2883 nucleotides. RefSeq lists its product as uncharacterized. The transcript is spliced from 12 exons. NCBI's taxonomy places the organism in Eukaryota, Metazoa, Arthropoda, Insecta, Coleoptera, Coccinellidae. Gene Ontology annotation, biological process: negative regulation of oxidative stress-induced intrinsic apoptotic signaling pathway. The coding region runs from base 86 to 2857 and encodes 923 amino acids. The record is from RefSeq and is a predicted model, not a curated record.
GAUGACAUUAGUCAGCGUAACGAAUGUGAAUUAGGCAGUUUUAUAGUUUUUUCAGGAUUAUUUUUUUGUUGUUUUUUUUCUCAUUAUGUUAGAGGAAGAUGAAACGUAUAGUUGUCCUGAACGUAAGGAACCAAUAUGCCGGAUUAAAACGUGUGAAAAUAAGGAGAUAGAUCCUAGAAGUUAUUGUCACAGUAUUAGCGCAAAACCGAAACAUGUUUGUGGUAAAACCGCUUGCGAAAAAUUUAUGUCUCAGGAUCGGGAUGGAAAGAAAAAACCAGUUUGUAUUCCGAGGAGAAAAUGCAAGAUAGUAAAGCACUUUGGGCCCACAGAUAAAGAAUUGCGCGCGUCGCGUCCUAAAAAAUCCAAGGAAAAGAAAGCUAGAGACCCGCAGGCUCGCCCGCAGGUCGGUAGACAGAAAGCUGUUAGUCGAGGUCCCGGAGCAAUUGACGAUGAAGAGUCGGAUUCUGACAGUGACGACGAAAUCGAUGAAAAAAAACAGGAAGCGAUGGAUUUGAUGAAAAAUUUGUCCGAAACUCUUGACGGUCCUGGAAUGGCCGCAGUAUCUGCUCUUGCUGGCAGCGACAUUUGCCCAUGCUGUAAGUGUAUGAUAUGCGAAUGCAAAUUAAAAAAUAUCGAUGAGAAAACUCUGCUCGAUAUACGUAAACAAGCUUUAAUUAGAAGAGAAUUCACUGAUGAAGAGAGAAAAAGACUGAUAGAAGAAUUAGGAUUAGAGGAAGUAUUGAGAAUGGAAGCAGAGAUGAGGAGAGGAGGAAGAUAUGGAACGGGGGGAGAAGGAAAGACGGAAUUCACUGAAGAAGAGAGAAGAAGACUGAUAGAAGAAUUAGGAUUAGAGGAAGUUCUAAGAAUGGAAGAAGAGAUGAGACGAGGAAAAUACGGAGCAGAAAAACAAUAUAGAAUGGAGGGAGAAUAUGGAAUGGCAGGAAAAUAUGGAAUGGAUAGAAAGCGCAAACCAGGAGAAACGAAAUAUGAUUAUUCAUUUGAUUACUAUCAUCAACCGGAUUUGGAAGCUUACGAAGCUGAGAGAAGAAUCAAGGAGGAAGAAGAAAGGCAGAGGGAAAUUGAAAGGGAGAAGAAAGCGCAAGAAGAAGCAGAAGAAGCGGCAAUGAAAGCUGCCGAAGAAAGAAUGGCAGAAGAAGAGCUAGCAGAACAAUUAGAACUCGAAGCCCAAGAUGAAGGAAUUCAAGCUGAACCUGAAACACAAGAAGAGGCCAGUCAAUUUUUUGGCGCCGAACAAAAAGAAGAUCUUAUUGACGAGUUCUCUGAAACUCCGGUCGUUGGUGACAAAGUGGAAGAAUGGAAUGAAGAAAAGAUUAAAGAGGCCGAGGCUUGGACAGAAUACAAGGCUGCAGAAUGGGCUGGCAUGAGACAUCAGGAUAUGCCGAGUGUUGUCGAAGCUCAAACACAAGAGGCUGUGGAAAAAGUGGCUCUUCAAUAUACAACUGGCAUUCCCGAUAUGGAUAAAAUUGCAUCGCAUAGACCAUCAAUAGCGUCCCGGAAGAGUGUUUUGCCUCAAAUGGAACUUCAGCUUCACGCCUUCGACAAAUCUUGGUUGGAAGAAACAGAAAAACUUUCUCUGGAGCAAACCCCAAAAGUAACCAAACAUGAAGAAGCCGUUCCGCCAGUGGCCCAUGUUAAAAAACCGAAACCCGUUGAAGCUUACUCUACAGGACCGGUCUUGAGACCUCAAAAAACCGAAUUCAAACCUGAACUGCUCCCGCUGAUGAAAAAAAAACCUCCAACUGCAGCUGAAUUGAUUCAAGAAAUGGAAGCUAUGAGUGUAUCUUCGCGGUCAUCCCGUGAUACAACAGCAAGCAAAGAAGAAGAAGAUUAUUUCGUUUCAGAUUUUGUUAGUACAGAUAAGGAUACGAAGGAAACAUUUUUGACCGAUAUUUGCCGUUGCCUACCAGGUUACUGUACUUGUGGAAAACAACAUUACACGUUCAAGAAAGAAGCAGAAACCGAAGAUUUUGGUAUGGGAUUCAGACCACUCCAAGUUGAUAAAAUGAUACCAUCAACGGCAGAGGAACGAGAAAAGGUCAAGGAAGCAAAGGACGAACAAGAAGCCUCCGAAAAAUCUUCAUGUUCUUGCAUUCAUCCUGAAGAAGAUCUAGGUGUAACUCCAGUUGUGAGCAGAAUUGAAAUAGUUGCAGUCCCGCCGACAAGAGUUUCUGAGCCAGAAGUGAAAGAAAAAUUAAGAGGUUUCUUGACUUGCACUGAUGUGAAAUAUCAGAAAACGACAAUAAUCGUGAAGCCAGAAGCGGUGCGAUACAAGGAUGUGAUUUUCAGGGCUAUCAAGAGAGAGGGACUAGACGUUUUAGAUGAGAGACUAAUUCAGUUGACACCGGAACAAGUGGCUGAAAUCUACAACGAAAAUUUCGGAAGUGCAUAUUUCCCAAUGUUCGUACAACAGUUGAGCUCUUCGCCUAUUUUAGUGAUCGCAAUUGCUGGUUCAAAUGCCAUCAAACGUUGGAACGCAGCCGUCGGACCAGAGAAAAAUAUCCCGAUUUCAUGGUUUUAUCCAGCCAGCAUGAGAAGGAGGUUCAGUGUUAACAGCGAUAUACUUGAUGUAAUGAAAUUAUCUGACGAUUUCCAAAAAGCCAAAACUGAAAUAAGAUAUUUCUUUCCUUUACAUAUAAUCGAGCCUAUAAUAAUAAGCUCCACUAUGGUUCAAGAUUAUUGUGACGAGUUCAUACACCCAACUCUUUUGAAGGGACUUUACCAGAUAGUGAAGCAGAGACCAAAUGAUCCUAUAAUCUUUCUCGCUGAAUGGCUGCUGAUCAACAAUCCUUUUCAACCAUUCUAUAAACAAAUACACGUAGCUCUUGCCCGCACAUGAAUGAAAUAAACCUAUAAAAUCGGUUA